UUUGAAUUCCCAAUGCCGACGGCACCGACUAACAACAGAAGUCGAUUGUCCUCGGUCAGCUAUCCGAGUCUCCGUCGCCGAUCUUCAGGUACUUAACUCGGGUUCGAGCUGGAUCAGGAAGGUGCGGUCAUUAUCAUCGAGCUCUCGUCCUUGAUAAGGUGGGCAUCUCCUUUCCUCUACAUGAAAACAUUUGCAGCAGAAACCAGCCUCGAGCCUCGUCUCAACAACAUCAUAAGCGUCAUGUAAGUAAACACGUACAACACCUUCGCCAGUGGCCUUCACACCCACCGACCACGAGUAGCUGGACGGGCAUUCUAGCUCCCAUCAACAGCCAGAAUGCACGCACUUCGCCCUCUCUUGCUGUCCCUCAUCUCCUUCACAUCAUUCACUUUCGCUCAAUCCCUUCCCAUCGACGUCCGCGAGGCUACAAUCUCCUCUCUCCACAGCUCUCUGUUCUCCGGAGUCACAACCUGCCGAGACGUCGUGAGCGCUUUCAUCGCCCGCGUCGAACGCUUCAACUCCGACAUCAACGCCAUCAUAACCCUCAACCCCGACGUCCUCCAGAUCGCCGACUCCCUCGACGUGUCCCUCUCAACAGGAAACGCCACAGGCGCCUUAUUCUGCAUCCCCAUCCUCUUAAAGGACAACUACGAUGCAACUCCGAUGCCCUCAACAGCCGGUUGUCUGGCCCUCAACUCAUCCACGCCCACGCACGACGCACCCACCGUUGCCGCCCUCCGCCGCGCCGGCGCCGUCAUUCUCGGCAAAUCGAACCUCCACGAACUCGCUCUCGAAGGCCUCUCCGUCUCCAGUCUCGGCGGCCAAACCCUCAACCCAUACGAUUUCAACCGCACCCCAGGCGGCAGUUCCGGUGGCACUGGUGCAGCCAUAGCAGCUUCAUUUGCCGUGUUCGGCACCGGCACCGACACAGUAAACUCUCUGCGCUCCCCGGCGAGCGCCAACUCGCUCUUCUCCUUCCGACCCACGCGCGGCCUGAUUUCACGGUCCGGCGUGAUCCCAAUCUCCUACACCCAAGACACCGUCGGCGCGAUCGGCCGGUGCCUAUACGACAUCGCCACGGCUCUGACCGUGAUGUCCAGCGUCGGCUACGACUCCCUCGACAACGCCACAUCCGCCAUCCCGCCAUCCACCAUCGGCACAGACUACACAUCUUUCCUCUCCUCCUCCACCAGCACUUCCAGCCUCUCCAGCCUCUCCACCAUCAGAAUCGGCGUGCUCGAAGGCUUCUUCAAUCGCACAUCCACCAACGAAACCAGCCCCGUCAACGCGGCCAUGUCGACCAUCCUGUCACUCCUGCAGACCGCCGGCGCCACCAUAGUCAACAUCACCGACACAACCACGUACAACGCCACGGCCAUCUCCUCAGCCAUGGACGUCCAACAACUCGAAUACCGCGAAAGUCUAACCGCAUACCUCUCCUCGCCCAACCUAAAAGGCGCCCGACCGCUCAGCAUGCCGGAACUAUACACGACCAACCUCACCACUCCAGAAUUCCUCGUCAUCCCAUCCCAAUACAGCUACGUCGAGACCGCGCUACGCUCGUCGACGGGCAAUGCGAGCUACUUCACCAGGCAGUCCAUGAUCGCCAACCUGACACGCACUCUCCAUUCGACCUUCCUCGCGCACAACCUCGACGCGAUCAUAUACCCGGAGCAGAAGAACCUAGUUGUCCCCGUCGGCUCGCCCAGCCAGUCCGGACGAAACGGCAUCCUCGCCGCCUUGACGGGCAGUCCCGUUAUAACGAUCCCCAUUGGAUUCUCGCCGGCGACAUCUUCCGCGCCCAUCGGGAUCCCAAUUGGCAUGGAGAUUCUCGGACUACCCUGGUCCGAAGGCACGCUGUUACAGCUGGCCAAGAGUAUAGAUGACCGGCUACACGCGCGCAAGAUGCCCGUAACCAACGGGUUGAACGAGACGGUUGAAGUUACCACUUCCUAUGUGACGGUGCCCGAGGUGACGCUGUUGAGGAAUAUACCUGCUGCAUAUCCUUUGGGCGUGUAUUGAAGGGGACAUGGUGCGUGGUCACUUAUUUUAGAGAGAUCAACCAGAAAAU
Exophiala xenobiotica is the source of this 2071-nucleotide messenger RNA. RefSeq lists its product as uncharacterized. The record is from RefSeq and is a predicted model, not a curated record. Bases 337 to 2022 code for a protein of 561 amino acids. The transcript is spliced from 2 exons. Lineage: Eukaryota; Fungi; Ascomycota; Eurotiomycetes; Chaetothyriales; Herpotrichiellaceae.